ACUGCCACGCUAACCGUCGCAAAGAACAGCUGCUAUGCUGUGCUGCUCUUCCCGCUCCGCCUCGAACCAGCGUCAAUCCACUCGUCCACCGUCGCACCAGCACCACGACCACCCGCGGCCGCGAUGAACAACUUCCCCGACGGGACGCACGUGUGGCUGCAGAGCCGCGCGCGGCGCGGGUACCUCCACGCCGACGAGGACGGGUCCGGCGUCUCCCUCAGCAACAGCCGCGCCACGCUGAACGCGGCGUGGCAGGUGCACCGGAUCGUGCACGGGGGCGUCGACUACGUCCUUCUCCGGUCCGCCGCCUACGGCCGUUACCUCGCGCUCUCAGCGUCCUUGGCGGCGGACGGCCACCGCGGCCGCGAAGCCGCCCAGCGCGACUUCAACGAGCCGCAGCAGCUCAACGUCAGGUGGAGGGCCGUCUCGGCGGGGGACGGCAGUGGCUACGUCCUCCUGUACAACGUCUUGGUGAGCGAGGAACGCUUCCUCCGCGCCAACGGCAGGUACCGCCGCUGGAACUCCGGCGUCACCGUCGAUGUCGUUGGCAACGGGGGCAGGAGCACGAUGAUGCAUUGGACGGUCAUGGAGAUCCCCCUGAGACCAGCGCCGCCUGCCCUUCCAAAUCCAUCUACGGAUCUGGGAGUCCCCACUGGCCUGUUACAGCGGCGGCGCACUGGGCGCGUGACGGACCGGCAGCGAACGAUCCGGUACAUGCGGGCGAACGAUGAGGGGAACUUCCUCGGCGCGGAGACAUUCAGGUUCUUCGGGCGGUCCGUGUUCAACCUGAGGUACGAGGUGGCGGUGAAAGUGAACGAGGACAUGCUGACGAUCACGCUGUGCGCGCACGCUGGCUUCUACGGCCGGCUGACCCCUCUGGUCGUCGACCUGCCUCGCAGCCAAGACCCUCUGGACAUCGUCGUCCUUCCCAACAAUUCACCAGCUGCUAUGGGACUGCGGCACCCAAAUGUGGAUGACCCCGUACCCUGGGAGCAGGACUUCUACAGCAACUUCAUGAGUGACCCUCGGAUACAGUGACAUGAGAAUACGUCGACUUCGUUUCUUGGUUCAUGUAGUUUCGGAGAACACGGCAGCUCUUCUUGUUUCUGGUAGUUUUGCUGGAGGCGCAUUCUACUGACUGAAAGCGGUUUAUCUUGCCCAUUCAGUACUACGCACAAACUGAUCUGGUAACUACCGUUUGGAUGGAGUUGAUGCUUGAACGAUUCUGCGCAGUGGUGUUGGCUGUACACGUGUACUCAGCACAUUCGUCUCUAUUGGUCAUAAUACACAUUUUGGUGUCUUACUC
Messenger RNA from Zea mays, 1306 nucleotides. RefSeq lists its product as uncharacterized. The record is from RefSeq and is marked validated. NCBI's taxonomy places the organism in Eukaryota, Viridiplantae, Streptophyta, Magnoliopsida, Poales, Poaceae.